GACAUAUGACUGAACUUUGAAUUUGACUAGAUAGGUAUUUAAGUUUCAAUUCUACGCUAUGUUGGAAGGUCUGUUGAAAUGGGCAGUGGACUACCUGCUCAAGGAUUACGUCAUCAUAGACCCCAACUCGGCCAAGACGAAUAUUCUAGAAGGAAAGAUUGAGUUCGAGAACUUGGAAUUGAGACCGGAUAUUCUGGAGAAGCUGGGAGUGUCUGGCUAUUCGUUGCGUGCUGGGCACAUUGGAAAACUGCUGGUGCACAUAAGUCCAUUCAACUACUCUUCGCAGCCGGCUAAUGUGUUGAUCGAUGGCAUUUAUCUACUCGUUGUUCCUUCACACGUGGUGAAGGUAGACAAGGCGACUAAGACGAAGCGUAGAGUGGAGGACAAGUUGAGAACCCUGGCCAAGAUUGAAGAGAUGCGCAGUCAGAAGUUACUUGCAGAAGAUAAAGACCAAGAGGAACAGCAGAACAAGAAGGACGGAUUCCUACUCAGACAGGUGAUGGCGAUAGUGAGGAAUCUGCAGAUCACAGUGAACAACAUCCACGUGAGACUGGAAGAUGGGACCACUGACCCCAGCUGCAAAGUGUCCCUCGGAGUCACACUGGAGAGCCUCACUCUGCGCACAUGCAAUGGCAAAUGGGAGGAGACUCUCGUCACUGAACAGACGUCGAACGCAUUCUUCAAGGUGGCUAAAUUGCGCAGUCUGUCUCUCUACUUCACGACUCACUCCAAACUCUAUUCGGAACAGGCCGCAGUCGACAAAAACGCCAUGAAGGGCAUCUUGAAGGCUACCAUUGCAAAGGAAGGCGGUCGGCUGCCUCCCGCAUAUGAGUACCUGGUCAAACCACUCUCCUCAGACGCACGAGUAUGGGUAGUGCCCAACCCCAGAAAUUGCAAUCCAGGUCAGCCUCAGCUGUUCAUGGACAUGGUGAUCCAUGACGUGGCCAUAGCUGCAAGCAAGAAACAGGUCCACUCGGCCAUAGCGCUAGUAGAAUCUGCUGAUCUGUUGCGGAUGAAAAACAAGUACAAGAAAUUCCGACCAAAAGAUCUAUCUUCUCCAAAAGCAAAAUGGGAUUUUGCUAUCAAAUGUGUGCUGGUGAAAACAGUUCGACCCAAGCUAGACGUGUGGAAAUGGGAGAACAUCAAGAUGCACAGAGACACCUGCUUGCAGUAUCAGGAAGUCAUGCAGAAAGUGUACGGCAAGCCGAACUCCAAACUAACUGAACAAGAAGAGAUCAAAAAGGCCAUCGCUGAAGAGACUCUGGACGUGUUCGAUCUAGAUCUAUGUCGCCGACUGGCACAGCAAGCUGUGAAGCUGACUAAAGACGCUCUUGCUCAAGAACAGAAGCGCAAGAAGCAGGAAAAGUCGAGCGGGGGUUGGUUCGGCUGGGGAAGCAGCUCAAAAAAGAGCAGUGCGAAGUCGGAAGAAAUGAUAACAACGGUAACAGAAGAGAUAGAAAAGGGAAUGAAUGACGCGAAAAACAAAGCCGAAUUGUACAAAGCUCUCGGUUACGAUGACAAUGAAGAUAGCGGCAUGAUGAAUUACAGUCUGCUCCCGAAAGAGUUCAUCCAACUUGAAGUGGGAGUAAACCUGAAGAAGUUUUCGGUCACGCUCAAUGAAGACAUAGGGGGAGGGGUGAUGCAUAAUGUGUCUAAAUUCAGCAUGACAAACCUGAAGACUUCUUUAAUGAGACAACCUACUCCUGAUUACUUGAAGGCGAAGUUUGACCUUGGCAGACUUGAAAUAGACGGCAGCAUCGACACCAAAGCGGACGUGAAGACUACGAAACCGCCUCAGCUCUUAUCCAUUGUGCAAGAUAAUUCUAAGAAUUCGCUCAUCACUAUAGUGUUUGAGAUGAGCCCACUUAGUAACACAGAUGUAGAUUUUGCAGUGAAUGUGAGGUCGGAGUCCGUCCAGAUGACUUAUGAUUUUGGCACUGUGCAGAACUUGGUAGACUUCUUCAAGACUAAGCAGGAGGCGACGCUGGUUGUGGAUGAUGUGAAAGAUGCAGCUAAUAGACAGAUGAAGAAGUUCAGCAACACCUCUACUGCUGGCGUCCUCUUCCUACUAGAGAAACACAAGGUCAUCUUCCUCGACGUCAACCUCGAACCCUCAUUCGCACUCAUACCCGCAAAGGGUCAAAUCCAGUCGGAUGCGCCAGUCGUUAUUUUCAAGACAGGACAACUCAAAGUAGUCACUCAGAACACCAAGUCAGCCCUGAGGCAAGCUAAAGCCACAACAGCAAGCGCAGCGGCGGCUACAAAUGAAAGGGAAUUGGCCAGGACCACGACAAUGGACGAGAUCAAAGACAAGCCAUACGAUAGGUACAAUUGUACGCUGAGCAAUGUGCAGCUCUUCUACCUGGAGAAGAGCUACAACUGGAAGGAGAUCGCCUUCAACCCAGACUCCUCCGAGUCACUUGUCAAGCCGAUGGUGUUGACCCUGGAGCUGCAGAAGUGCAUGGUGAUGGAUGACCCUGAGUUCCCCCUGAUUAAAGUAUCGGGUGCCUUAGAAGACCUGUCGGUCAGGAUCUCGGACCUUAAGAUGAUUCAUUUGAUGGUGUUCUUGGACCAGAUGAAGUUCCCCAAAACAGAUGAUGAAAUGCCAGCCGCAUCACAAAGUGUUCCGACUGGAGACGUUCAGAAGCCAUCUGUGUCUGUUUACAAAGGAAAACAAAGCGAUAUGCACGACGUGUUGCAACAUGUAGACAAGCUAGACAGUCUCCUGCCUCUUGGGGACUCAUCUGGUGGCGGAAAAACUGACUUCGUGCCAGCCUCCAAACAACUCACAUUGGUGAAACUCAAGUACACGAUCCACAAGGCCUCUAUCAUCUUGUUAGAAGACCAUACAAGUACUGGUGGGGACGUGCAUCCUCUGUUACACAUCGAGCUGAAGAGACUGUUUAUUGGACUGAUGAAGAAGAACUACGAGAUCCCAAUCGUUAUCUCACUGCAGAGUGUGUCUAUAGUCCACCUCCAAAUCAAACAUGGUAACGAGAACUUGAAAUUCCUGGAGUCUAAACUUUCCGAGAAAAGAGGAGAUGCAGCGAGUGGAGGUGAUAUUAAGGAGGACGCGGAGUCCCAAAUGGUGGAAGUGAAAAUUCGCAUUGCAGAACGGAAGUCGCCAGUGUUCCACUCUGAAUACGAGUCUGUGGAAUUCCACGUGGAGGCCAAAUUGCACUCGUUGGCAGUAAGACUGCACCAGGAGGCUAUUCUGAGUGCACUUCAGUUUCAGAAGGGAUUGAUGGAAAGAUUGUUUCCGGAAAAACAGCAGAAUGAUAAGGCAGGAGCCGAUAAUGUCAGUCAUCAGUCAUUGGAUGUUCCUCAAGAUCAGGACUCCAGCAUGACGAGGCUGGAAGAAGACAGCAGAGGCCAAGAGAUGAGCCGGUUGGACAAGCUUGACCAGUAUAACCAGCUGCUUUCGAAGGAGAGGAAGACAAGGCUGGUGCAACUGCAGUUCUGGGCCCACUUGGGGGAGAUUGACUUGGCCAUAUCUUCAGACAGUCUGGUCGACAGAGACAUUGCCACGCUCAGACUAGAAGGUCUGUCCUCUUUCGUGGAAGUUGUUCCCUCAGAGACCAUCACUUUCAAGUCUUCCAUGGAGAAAAUCCAUGUCAUGGACACAAUCGAAAACACAGUCUAUCCAUAUAUCUUCAGAGUGAGUGGCAAUGAAGUGUUCAGUUUGGAUGUCAUUUACUAUUUUGGAGCCACGAGGGGUUCCGGUUAUUUGGACAUGGACAAGUUUGAUCUAAAAGUACAGUUGAAAACAGGAACUCCAAGAGUAGUCUACGUACAUAGAUGGGUUCAGUCUCUUAUCGAUUUUGCAAACCAUUUCCAAGAGGAGAUGAAACGAUUCGAAGAAGCAAGCUCAAAUGCGCUUAAAAACACUGCUGACUUAGCUCAAACAGUUUACCAGAAAGCCUUCCGAAUUAAGUUGGAUCUGGAAAUUUUGGCUCCCUCGGUUUUCAUUCCGAAAAAUUCACAGGCUGCAGAAGUCAUUUAUGCGAACCUGGGCCAUAUGAAGAUCGAAAACAAGUUCAAAGCGGUCGCUGUAACAGGGGGCAACGCAAUUUUAGAUGGACUGACCUUGAAAUUGAAAGACGUAAAGGUGUCACGGGCUCUGUUGGAUGACAAUGGAGGCAUUAAGGCAGAAUGUCAUUUGUUGGAUCCCUCUGUCAUGGAGAUUGAUGUUGUGAGAAACUUGACUCCUCUAUUGAAAACAGACCAAUCGGGAAUCGAGAUAAAUGGUAAAAUUGUGCGACUAGAAGCCGGUUUGGGACAAGCUGAUGUGCAAAUGGUGUAUGAGAUACUUUUUGGUAACUUUGGCGAAGUCGUGAAAGCAAAGCCGGUGCCAAAGAAACGACCGACAUCCAGCAGUUCCAGAGGGCGCAGGAGAUCCAGACAGCUUAAAACCAGCAAACAGUCCUCAAGAGCUAGCAGUGUCCAAAGCAGAAGCGGGGAAAAGUCAUCGAAGGUUUCAAACACGGGAGACGCGUCAAACGAAAUUGAGCAGUCGGUAUCGACUGAAAAAUUGGUGACGUUCAAAGCGUCUUUUAGUAUAGAAUCAGUGUGUGCGCAGCUGUUCAGCGACAGGAUAGAACUGGUGUCAGGGCUAGUGAAGAGAGAUCCGAGGUCGAAUCUUGCCAAGUUUGAACUGCUGACUAUGAACGUGAGGAUGAGGAUGUACUCUGACGAAGAUAUGGAGUUCCAUGCCAACAUGAUGGACUGCAUUCUGGACGACUCGAGAAAGAUCAGCACUGGUGCUAUUGUCAGGAUGAUGGAGCGGAAGAAGAAAAUUGACUCGUUAUCAAACAGUGGAGAUUAUGCCACUGCUCGAAUGGACUCAAUACCUGAACAGACGAGAGAGGGAAGCUUAGCUGACCAAUCAGCCAAUUCCACUUACAUGAUUGCCAUUGACUACGCCAAGGAAGGCGACGAGGAGAAGAUAGACAUGUUGUUGAAUGACAUGUACCUGUGUGUGUGCACUGAUUUCCUCCUCUCAGUGGGUGACUUCUUUCUGAAGAACAAACCAGUGAUGAGUACUGAGGGUGAUGAUAAGUUGGAGCAGGUGGAGAAGGCCAUAACUGCACCUCUGGAGACAAUCCAAGAAGAAGACGAUGACGGGAACGAGAAUGGCCAACUGGAGGCCGGCAUUUUGAUCGAGGGCGCAUUGAUACUCGCCAAGGGUUUACCUGCUGUUGUGGCUGAUGCAGUGAAGGAGCCGGAGAAAGAAGUGACACGGAUCAUUUCUGUCUCCUUCAGGAAUCCGGAGAUAGUGCUAGUGUCAGACACACGCAAUGACUACUCCCCUUGCCUAAUACUCACGUGGAAAGUGCGUUCAUCGAUAGUGAUGCGCGCCAAAGAGUUAAAGUUGACUGCCCUAGUGACAGACAUAGAGCUCAUCUGUUGUCCCUUCAAGAGUUCCCUUCGCAGGGGAAACACGAAGCAAGUAAUUCCCAAAUUCAACAUGCAGGCAUUCGCUAACCAAUCGGAAUCUUCGAAACAGCAGAAUAUGAAUAUAGACGUAGGCGAACUGGACAUCAAUAUAUCGCCAGCUGUGAUCAAAAUCAUGCAGGCUGUGGCAAUAAUAAUGUCGAAGCAUCAGGCGCUGGAUGAACAACGAGGUGUAUACGGGGUUACUGAUGCACUUUGGGCACCGAAAGAGGUUAAGAGUGACGACGUGGCCUUCCUGAAGGCUCCAGUCCAUUCGCUGGCCAAGAUAACUUCAGUGGAUGCUCCUUCUAACUUAGACGAUGACUCAGAAUCCGCGUUUUUGACGGUACCUCGAGUGACAAUAAAGUUGGACAUCAGUGACAGCACAGGAAUCACCCAACCCAUCCUCCUCAUGGAGUCAUCUCUGUCUGUGCGAAUCAACAACUACAUCUCCACUGACAGACUUAGCAUAGUGGCUGAGACAACUCUAGGAGUGGAGUACUUCAAUGGCCUGGUUAAUGCGUGGGAACCCGUAGUGGAACCAAACAGAUUCGUUACUGACAGAGGCCAAACAAAGAGUGAGCUGUGGUGCAUGAAGACGGAAAUCAAACACAAUGUGGGAGAGUCCACUCCAGACUCUUUAGGAGCUGAAGGCAACUCGGCUCAAUGGUGUGUCAACAUAUCCGCCCAAAAGUCUCUUCAAAUGACUGCGACAUCCAAGUUCUUGCAAACCAUGGAACAGGUCCAAGAAGCUUUCGCAAGCUCUUUCUCUCUAGUUUACAAUGACGACCAAACGUGUGAUUUAAUUGGGGACAUGGCGCCAUACGCGAUUGUGAACGAGUCUGGUCGGGAGUUGAGUGUUCUCGUGCCUCGAGACUUUUCGGUGAUUGGAUACGACGUGGAUCAGGGUCCGGAUGAUACCAGUCUUGUCCAUAUGGGACCACUGGAUCGAAUAGAACUGGCGCCGAAUUCGAACAUGAGCGCGGAUAAGUUCAAACGUCUGUCAACUCAGGGAAAGUUUAUCAGAGGCAAUUCAAUGGCGAGCUGUAAACCUGAUGCAGAUGCGGAGGAGGAUGAGAAUCUGAAGGUGCGGUUCCACAUCAUAGUGCCUGGAUCCCAGACUAUCAACGACGUCUCCCUGACCAAGCCAGGGUUCCACUUCUACAACAUCCUUCCUGUUACAGACUACAGGUGUGAACCUUCUCUCGAGAUACCAAAAACGACGAAAGAGCAGAAAGAGAAAAAAUCUUCAUGCCGAAAAAUUUGGAGCUUUAUCCAUAAAUCAAUCUCCUAUGCUCAACAUUCCAAUUCAAAAGUUGAAUUGAUCAAUCACUUUCCUCUUGAAAGACGGUUUUCGUUGGUGGUGCAAAACGGACUAAAUUCGAACGGACACCAAAACGUCUGUACAAUAUCGUCUUCACUGAUCCUUCAAAACCACUUCGACAUUUUCUUCGAAAUAUUCCACAAAGACACUCUCCUGGGCUGUGUGGAACCACGUGGAAAAUUCGGGGUGCCAAUGGAGCAGGCAUUCUACCCUCUGGAAAGCCAGAUGUUCAUCAAACCGAGAGUGAAAGAAGGCGAACGUGCUAGGUGGUCCUUUUCUCAGAAGGCGAUAGAUUGGAGAGUGAUCAAGAAGAAUGGAGGCGCGAGGAGGGUUCUGAUUGAGCAGUGUAAUGUGGAUCCUGAGUAUGCGAGAUCUGAAACUUUGUUGCCUCUCAGAAUGAUUUUGCAGCUUGAGACUAUCAAGUUCGGCACGAUCCAAGGUCGUCUGCAGGACACUCCUCAUUACGUCAUUCACAUGAAGCCCACUUGUAUUCUGCGCAACCUGUCCCCUUACCCCAUCUACCACAGAGUGAGAGCGGCAGAUGCGAACAGUGGAAGCAACACGGCCAACACCAGAUCUUACCAGAUGCUCGCCUACGGAGAACAAGAGGUCGUGUAUGAGGCAGUGCAGGGUAGUACUAAACUGGACGUGGAUCUAACAGACCAGACAGACAAGAGAUACCCUGGCUACGUUACAGUGAGGAAGGGCAACCAGGCGCAGUGCAUCACCUACGGACAGUGGUUUGAUGCGGAAAAAUCAGCCUCAUUGGUGAUGGGUAUGUCGUGGGAGUUUGACGAGAGCAACUUCCUGGUGAUGUCCAUAUUCGCACCUUACUGGAUUGUGAACAGACUCGAGAGAGACCUAUACAUCAAGCGUGCGGAUGAUGAGAAAGUGCUGCUACACCCGCGUGACUUCGCCGGCAUCACUCUGUUCACGCCCUCUAGUAAGGAGACAGUGGAGAAGAUGCGACUGUGUGUGCGAGUGGACAACACCCUCUUCUCCGACAGUCUCAACAUACAGGCUGUCGGUAACGCUGAGGUGGCAGUGUGUCCACGGAGGAGUGGAGGCGACCAAUUGGUGGGAGUGACUAACACUCUAUCCAAGAUGGGAUACACCAAAAUCAUUGUCAUCACUCCCAACUUCAUUCUACUCAACAACACUAAGUACCAUCUGGAGUACGCUCAGUUCUUCCAAGACCAAGACGCGAGUGAGUCUCAGACGUGGAAGCCUCUGGCCGAAGGAGGAGUUGUCGGGUUCUGGCCGGAGACGCAGGAUAUCCAUGGGAAUGAUUGCAGGAAAAAGAUGCAGAUGAUGCUGCGUAUGGGUCCGAGCAGCACUUCCAAGCCCUUCUUCAUUUCGCGCACGGACGAUUUUCUGGUGCGCAUGCAGCAGAUUGGCUGUGUUCACAUUUCUGUAAGCGUGAGCGAGAGUGCGACUACUAUCACAGUGAACACUUACUUCCCGGGAGCAGCACCUGCUAAACUCUUCAAUCUCACCGACAGAACCAUACUACUAUGGCAGAACCAGAAAUCAGAGCGUGAAGCGAGUAAUUCGGCUUUUAAGGCGGCUUUGCCCUCCUUUAUUGCACAUCAUCUAGAGUCUUCUUCUUCGUCCUCCUCUUCGGAGUCUGAGUUCGAAGAGUAUGACCUCGCAGAUAGUCCAAAUCUGUUCACUCUAAAAGUAUCUCGGACCAAAAGCUUGUCCAACGAUCCGGCGCCUCCCGAGAAGACAUAUGUGCUCGCGCCUAACACCCACAUGUUGUUCACGUGGACAGACCCCACUGCACAGAGACUGCUAUGCUACAAAGUGGAUGGACAACUCACAUCUAGUCCCCACCAGAAGGGAGACAAGCAGCAGAACAAGCCUGUACAUCCCUUUUUUGAUCUCCAGAAGGACGAGUUCCAGGAGAUCCAGUGUGGCCAACUUGAUGGCAGUGGUGAAGGCGUGGCUAAAAGGUACUACGGAGCCAGUAUGUUGUGCAGACAGCAGAGAGUUCUCGUGUUCACUGACGAUCAGUGUCUGGCCACUGGAACUAAAUACGACGAUGAUUAUGAGGACUACUGUAACGUGGAGCAAAAGCUGCAUGAGACGUUCACUUAUGACGUGAGUGUUGAGUUAUUCGGACUGGGCGUGUCUCUUGUGAACAACACAGUGACGAAAGAACUGCCAAAGGAGAUCCUGUACAUGGGCGUCACUCCCACAGACGUUGCCUGGUUCUACUGGGGAAAGGGCAAGAGGCACUGGACCUCGUUCACUCUCAAUUCCACGCUGAAGAUAGAGGAGGCAUACCAGAGCUACCUGGACCAGGUCAGGACCAACGCCGACACUGCCACACAUCAGGUGACAAUCAACAUAGGCGGUGGUUCCCACACAUUUGACUUCUCCAAGAGUCCCAUACAGCUGCUGAAGCCGGAUAAGAGGAAGAUCAAGAGGACCUACCUGCAUGGCAUAUCCAUCCAGUACCAACAGUCCCCCAACGUCACCCACUUCCACUUCAAGAUGAACAGACUUCAAGUGGAUGACCCCCUGCCCACAUGCAUGUUCCCAGUGGUGUUCGCCCCUGUGCCCCCUCCCCGCAGCAUAGUGGGAGACAGGGAGCCAGCUGCAUUCAUCCAGGCAUCCGUUGUCAUGCAGAGGGGAUCUGGACAGCUCCUUCUGUUCAAGUACUGCAAGGUGCUCAUCCAAGAAUUUGCUGUGAAGAUAGACACCACUUUCCUUGGAGCUCUGCAGAUGUUCUUUAAGGGCAAUCAGAUCAAAACCAACGUGAAGCAGUAUUUGGAGAUGGACGUGGACUUGGCCCACACUCAGUUGGCGGACACGGAGGCAGUGCAGAUUGCCAGGGGCACUCAGAGACACUACUAUCAGGACCUCAAUUUGGGUCCCAUCAAGAUGCUUCUGAGUCUUUCGCUUGCGCGUGGAGAAAAUGACACGGCGCUGCUGCCGAUUGACAAUUCCUUCCUAGACGGAUUGACACAGACUUUGGGUGUGGUAUUGACAGAGCAGCAUGACACGUGCAUUAAGUUGUCCUAUUUCGAGAGGAAGAAUCGAUUCAUGACAGUGAAACAAUUGACGAAUCAGGCCCAGAAGUUCUACACUAAUCAGAUAGUGAAGCAGUUCUACUUCUUCUUUGCCAAUCUGGAUGCCCUGGGCAACCCACAGAAGCUUUUCCUCGGCAUCAAAGAAGGCGGCACUGACCUCUUCUACGAACCAUACCAGGGUGCUAUUCUGGGUCCUCAGGAGUUCGUGGAGGGACUGGGGAUAGGGGUGAAGAGUCUGGGCAGCCAUGCCAUCGGGGGAGUGUUUGGGGUGGCCUCGAGUGUGACUGCAUCUGCCGGACAGGCCAUCGCAUUCCUCUCGUUUGACGAGAAACACAAACAGGAGAGACGCAACGACAUGCGCGACAAGCCACAACACGUCGGGCAGGGACUGACGAAGGGCUUCAAGAGGUUCGGCAGUGGAGUGCUCAGUGGGGUCACGGGGGUCAUCACCCAACCCAUCCAGGGGGUGAAGAAGGACGGGGCCAAGGGACUGGUGACAGGCAUAGGGAAGGGGGCAGCAGGACUGGUGGUGAAGCCAGUGGGCGGAGUUGUCGAUCUGGCCAGCAACACCUUUGAGGGCAUACGGGGAUCGGCCGAUGAUGCGGUGAUUGUCCACUUGUUGCGAACUCCGAGAGUGGUAAGAGCGGACUGUGUAGUGAGACCCUAUGACUCAUACGAGGCCAGAGGCAACGCAAUUCUAGCUGCUCUGAGGGUUAACCAGAGGUACAACUCACACGCAUUCACAAACAACAAGUCACUCAAGGGAGCAAUCAUCGUCACCAACAGGGGAAUAAUCCACGCGGAGAAGCGUGCCCUGGUGACUGCAUUCGAGAGAUGGGAGGUGGUGUCCCAAUACGCCUUUAAGGACAUCCAGGACCUGCCAGAGAACAACCUGGACGACGACCAGUUCCGCCUCAAGCUCAACUCCGGAAACACAAAAGUGUUGUCCGUACAGCCUGCGAACAAAAAAUUCCUGAGGGAAAGGACUCUGGAGGCUCAUGAGGACUUUGUGAAGAUGAGGGCUAGCUCAGACUAAUUAACGAGCAGGUGAUCGCAAAUCGAAUGAACAGAUGUUCUUCUCAGUCAGUGCUACCUACUGAACGAAAAAACUGUCUAUGAGUUUGGAUCCUUCCAAUUGAAAACACUAUUCGCUUUUUCAUCUAAUAUCGAAAAAAUGAUUCCGUUUCACAGCAUAAACUGUCCGAAAAUUACAAAUCACUUGAUUUAGUUUGAGAUACUUAAUUAUUCUUCUGCCCAAAAUUAUUUAUUUCAUCCGUAGAGCAGAGCUUAUUUGUUAAUACUGAUUUGGGUUUGAAUUUAAAGGCUGUAUUCUUGAA
This is a messenger RNA of Symsagittifera roscoffensis, 11132 nucleotides long. Its product is annotated as intermembrane lipid transfer protein VPS13C-like. The coding region runs from base 59 to 10831 and encodes 3590 amino acids. NCBI's taxonomy places the organism in Eukaryota, Metazoa, Xenacoelomorpha, Acoela, Convolutidae. The transcript has 50 exons. The record is from RefSeq and is a predicted model, not a curated record. Gene Ontology annotation, biological process: protein retention in Golgi apparatus; protein targeting to vacuole. Gene Ontology annotation, cellular component: extrinsic component of membrane.